AAGUUAUUGGAAGAGAUUGAAACGGUUUUUGAAGAUGAUCCAUAUAGAGCAGUAACGAUGGAAGACCUAAAUAAAUUAAGAUAUUGUGAAGCAAUUAUUAAAGAAACGUCAAGAAUAAGACCUGCAGUUCCUAUGGUUUCAAGAUACCUUGAUCAACCUGAGGAAAUAGCGGGAUAUAAUUGGCCAUCAAACCUUUUCUUCAUCAUGUAUGUUCGUGGAAUUAAUAAUAAUCCACUUUAUUGGAAAGAUCCAGAAAAAUUUAAUCCAGAAAGAUUUUACAACACUAAUGCAGUGGAAAAUCAACAUAAAUUUGCGUUUUCAAUGUUUGGUGGAGGUUUAAGAAUGUGUUUAGGUAAAAACCUUGCAAUGAUGAAAUUAAAAAUAUUAUUAGUUUUACUUUAUAGAAAAUUUAAUGUAGAACUUGUAGAUAUGAAAGCACCUCUUGAUAUUAAAACUUCAACAUCUACUAUUUGCAAAA
This is a messenger RNA of Racocetra persica, 478 nucleotides long. NCBI's taxonomy places the organism in Eukaryota, Fungi, Glomeromycota, Glomeromycetes, Diversisporales, Gigasporaceae. The record is from the annotation of a GenBank genome assembly.